UGUAUGUAUAAUAUUGCAAACAAUUUACGUUCUAACCUGAUUUCGUUGACGGAAGAAUAUAUUCUUAGGUUAAGGGUUGUUUGCAAGUCUGUUGGAUAGAUAUUAAACUUACCAAAAAUAUGAUCGCAGCUAGCCAAUAAUACUAUGAAGAUUCAUUUAAUCAAAAGCUAUGAUUCGAUCGUUCAUCCUGCCUCUUCCAUCUCUAUAUCAAUUCACUUGCAACAGUAGAAUAUUUGUGGCAAUUCGCACGUUAUCCACAAUGUCCACACGAUUAGUAGCCGUUUGUCAAAUGACGUCGACUGGAGAUAGAGAAAAAAAUUUUGAGAUCGUAUCGCGCCUCGUAUCUCAAGCUAAAGGAAACAACGCCUGUAUUGCCAUGUUUCCAGAGGCAUGUGAUUAUCUGGCCGAUAAUAAAAAGGACAUCGUAGCGAUGGCAGAGCCGCUUGACGGAGAAUUGAUGGGACGAUACAAAUGUUUGGCCCAGAACUAUGACAUCUGGUUAUCGUUAGGAGGAGUUCAUGAAAAAUCCGCCGAAAAUCAUGACAAAAUUUACAACUCGCACGUUUUAAUAAACAACAGGGGUGAAACGGUCGGAGUUUAUAGAAAAAUACAUUUAUUUGAUAUGGAUAAUCCAGAGACGGGAGUCAGGUUGAUGGAAUCGGACUAUGUGGAUAGAGGUUGUGAAAUUCUACCACCUGUACAGACUCCAGUUGGACUAAUGGGCUUGAGUAUCUGUUACGACAUGCGUUUCCCUGAGAUAUCUCUGAGUUUGAGGAAAAUGGGGGCUCAAAUACUGACGUUUCCCUCCGCUUUCACGUAUCAAACGGGUGCUGCUCAUUGGGAGGUGAUUCUAAGGGCUAGAGCGAUAGAAAGUCAAUGCUACGUAAUUGCAGCGGCUCAAACAGGAGCGCACAACAAGAAGCGCGUUAGCUGGGGACAUGCGAUGAUUGUCGACCCGUGGGGAACGGUCAUAGCACAAUGCCCGGAAAAAACGGGUAUCGCCAUGGCUGAAAUAGACCUGGACUUGUUGGAUAAGAUUCGUAAAAAUAUGCCAUGCGAUAAACAUAGACGUACAGAUUUGUAUCCUGAAUUGAAGCCUUUGGAACACUUAAAAUAAAUAAAACCGUUUAUUGAAAUUGAUUACCGAAUUCGAUUUAUUGGCGUUCAAAUACAUUCCGUUGUAGAUUUUGCAAUAGAGUGCCUAGCCUCUGUGAGGGCAAAAAAUGCAUGUCGUGUUUCAUUUUUGGACGAAGAGUGAUUUAAAAUGAAAUAAAUAAAAGAAUUGGAAAAAAAAAAAA
Diprion similis is the source of this 1298-nucleotide messenger RNA. It is a transcript of the gene NitFhit, whose product is annotated as deaminated glutathione amidase. Gene Ontology annotation, molecular function: hydrolase activity, acting on carbon-nitrogen (but not peptide) bonds, in linear amides; bis(5'-adenosyl)-triphosphatase activity. The record is from RefSeq and is a predicted model, not a curated record. NCBI's taxonomy places the organism in Eukaryota, Metazoa, Arthropoda, Insecta, Hymenoptera, Diprionidae. Gene Ontology annotation, biological process: nucleobase-containing compound metabolic process. The transcript has 7 exons. Bases 170 to 1117 code for a protein of 315 amino acids.